This is a messenger RNA of Brienomyrus brachyistius, 2033 nucleotides long. RefSeq names its product von Willebrand factor C domain containing 2 like (gene vwc2l). NCBI's taxonomy places the organism in Eukaryota, Metazoa, Chordata, Actinopteri, Osteoglossiformes, Mormyridae. Bases 951 to 1622 code for a protein of 223 amino acids. Gene Ontology annotation, cellular component: AMPA glutamate receptor complex. Gene Ontology annotation, molecular function: protein binding. Gene Ontology annotation, biological process: negative regulation of BMP signaling pathway. The transcript has 4 exons. The record is from RefSeq and is a predicted model, not a curated record.
GAAUGAACAAGCCGCCGAUAUUUACUGCUGGCCUUCCGUCGCACCGUUUACGGGCAGACGAAUCUUUAGAGCCGCCGGAGUGGGGCUGGAGUUGACUGAACAGCCGCGGAGUCCUGAAGCCGCCUCUGUCCGUGGUGCUGAAGCGGGGCAGAGCGCCCCCUCGCUCCGGAACAGAGGGGGCUCUGUUAACACAGACCGCCUUACUGUUCUCAACUCGACUGGUCUGCUUGGACUUGGAUCGGAGGCUUUUUUUUCCCAACAGUCCUAACGCUAUAGUAACGGGGCUGCUGCGCUCGUCUCUUUGACAAGUCACGGAUUACUGUGCGUGUGCAACCGGAGCUUUAACUUUGCCAGGCUGCGCCGUGAAGAAUGCUCCCAAUUUGUAUUAGUCAGCUCUUUUUCCGCUUAAAGAUGGCAAUGCUGAGAAAUAUUUGCAUGCAUCUUCUAGCUGGAGAAUUUCAACAAAAUCGACAGGUUUUUGCGAUACCCUUGAAGAAUUUGGAAAUCGAUUGAAGAAGGAGAGGAAAAUAAAAAAGAGCCGCUUGCACUGGAUGUUGAAGUGAACUGGAAAUAAGCCGGGAAAUACAAUUCCAGACGUUGCAAUCCCCACAUUUAUGUUGCUCACCACAGCUGGCCAGGGUCUUAUUAUUCUACAGUGAGCCGUCGGAGAAAAGCGGGCAAUCAUGUUUCCGACUGGGUUAUAUGAGAACACCAUGUUGCUGGUGCCGCUUGCUAAACACUGGGAAGGACAGCAGGUGUGAUGUAUAACUCUACUUAAACGGCAUUCCCUGAAUACAGGAUUACUUUUUUCCUUCCGGAAUUUUGCAAGCUGCCUUUGCUAAGCGGUUUAACUGGAAGUUGCGCUAUGUGCGUGUCCGCUCCUGGAGGACCUGCUUAAUUCCGACUAACAAAGUGGAACCAGGCAGUUCUGCGCGGAAUUACCGCGGCCAAUGAUGGGUCGUCUCGCCCCUGCGACCUGCGUCCUGCUGCUCGCCCUGAUCGCCGCCGUGUCACCGGCCUCCGUCAGCCCCGAGGAUUACCCAGCGGACGAGGCAGAGAGGACGACCAACAAUGACAUCAUUUUCGACGACUACCGUGGGAAGGGCUGCGUGGACGACAGCGGCUUUGUAUACAAGCUGGGGGAGCGCUUCUUCCCCGGACACUCGAACUGCCCGUGCGUGUGCACCGAGGACGGGCCGGUGUGCGACCAGCCGGAGUGCCCCAAGAUACACCCCAAGUGCACCAAAGUGGAGCAUAACGGGUGCUGUCCAGAGUGCAAGGAAGUCAAAAACUUUUGCGAAUAUCGAGGAAAGACCUAUAAGGUCUUAGAGGAAUUUAAGCCCUCCCCCUGCGAGUGGUGCCGCUGUGAGCCAAAUAACGAGGUGCACUGUGUGGUGGCGGACUGUGCCGUUCCCGAGUGCGUCAACCCCGUGUACGAGCCGGAACAGUGCUGCCCCAUCUGCAAACACGGCCCAAACUGCUUUGCCGGAACAACAAUCAUCCCAGCCGGCAUUGAAGUGAAGGUGGAUGACUGCACCAUCUGCCGUUGCCACACCGGGGACUGGUGGAAGCCAGCGCAGUGUCUGCGGAGGGAGUGCCUCAAUGGGCAGACGUUGUCAUAGGAACAACCCAAUGCCCCGCCCCUUGGGGGGCGUGGUCGAGAUUGGCCCCACCCCAACCCAGUGUGACAGACUGACUGGAGCACAAUCCAUGUGGAAAAAGACCGAAGAACACUGUUGAUGCCUGAAAUACAAACUAAAUAUACUGCUUAAACCAUCAGGGGCAUGGAAGAGGCUGAAAGAGCCGUUUUUUUUUUUUUCCUGUUCACUUUACAACUCGUUCAUUUUAUCACUUGCUAAUGCUGCUUACACAGUUUAUAUUUUAUUUGUUUAUCGUAAGCUAUGGACAAUAACAUUGAUAACAAAGACAAAUUUUAAGCAGUAUGCUUAGACUUGCAUAGAAUGGUGGAAACAUUAAACAAUAUAAAGUGUUGAAAGACUAUGAAAUAAAUUAAAGGAAAUUAUUACACAUUA